This is a messenger RNA of Moesziomyces aphidis, 1599 nucleotides long. The record is from the annotation of a GenBank genome assembly. NCBI's taxonomy places the organism in Eukaryota, Fungi, Basidiomycota, Ustilaginomycetes, Ustilaginales, Ustilaginaceae.
AUGAGCACAAACGCUUACAUGGAGCAGCAGGCGAGCUACCCUGCGCACUACGGUGCCCUGCCAGACCGCUCCGCACAGGUCUUUGGCACAGACGCUCACGAGCCACGAGCUCCUCGCCCCUUCGAGCCGACGCAUACCUCGAACGACCCCUAUGCUACAGCUGCCGUGCCGGCACACCCGCAGCCGGGCGCAAUGGCUGAGCCGCAUUCGCCCAUGUCCAGUUAUCGAGGAAGCUUCUCGCACAACUCGUCGAUGGGUCUGCCGCACCACCGCCAGGACUCGAUUUCGUCCAUCUCGUCGCCCCACGACGUCACUGGCGGCUGGGCGCCCUCUUCUCCCGGUCUGACCGCAAGCCGACACGCCUCGAUCUACUCGCUCAACGGCCAGUUCGACCAAGUCGGUCUGGGCAGCAGCAUCGACAGCGGCUCCACUGGCGGUCACUUUUACGAUCAGUCGCCCCCCAUGCAUGCGCAGGUUCGCUAUGCACAGGGACAGACUGCGGAUGCCCGCCGAUUCUCUUUGGAUGAGCGCGCAAUCCGCACCCAGCCGCAGAUGGGCAAGUCGGGCCUCGUGUCGGCUGACUACCAGGUGCCUGGCUCCUCGGGUCGUCACUGGCCCUGGGGCGCCAGCUCAUCGUCGGCCGUGCACGGCCGUCAUGCGUCCGUGUCGGCAGCCCCCCCUCAGGGAUACGACCACAGCCGCAUGGCCUAUGGCGCCAACUCGGGUAUGCAGCCUGCAUACGGCUACGAUGCCAACGCCAUGUCGGCCAUGUCGCCCACGCGCUACCGCUCCAUGAGCAGCUCCGCUGCCAGUGGUCGCGCAUACGGCAACCCGUACGGCGCUCCUGGCACCGCCGCUCACGCAGUGGCUGCCAUGGGUUACGGAAUGUCGCACCUCGGCCCAGGCAUGAUGCUCGAAGGAGACAUCCCCGGCGGACCCGGUCCGGCUCGCAGGGCCAAGUUCAAGCGCAGCCGCACCGGCUGCCUCGUUUGCCGAAAGCGCAAGGUCAAGUGUAGCCAGGACGGUACGCCGUGCAAGCAGUGCCGAAUCGGCAAGCGCGACUGCCACUACGAUGACAACCCGCAGAAGAAGAAGACGAACAAGAAGGAGCGCUCGGCCGGAUCCAUCGAUGGCGGCAGCAGCGAAAAGGGUUCCAACGGCACUGCGCCGGCUCUGUCGCACAUCGGCUCGGACCCUCAGGCUCACAACGGCGCGAUGAAUUCGGCCGACCCCUACUAUGCCACCAUGGGUGCGCUCGACCACCGCACCGACUCGAACGGCAGCAACGGCGGCGGCGUCACCUUUUCGAUGCCCUUCUCGUCGCAGCCGACCACCGUGUCGGCGCACUCGUCUGCUACAGACAGCACGUGGUCGAACCCCUCGCCGUUUGCGCCCGGCCCGCACGGCGAGAGCCACCCACAGACGCAUUCGGUCGCGUCCCAUUCCGACAGCUAUGGCUGGCCCACCAAGCAGGAGCACGACCCGACGCAGCCUGCCGCUUACACCGACCCAGCGGUCGACCGCAACGCCGGCUACUGGAACCAGCAUCCCACCUCUUACCCGCCGCGCGCUGGCAAGCUCGAGGUCACCGAAUCUUGA